Messenger RNA from Mucor mucedo, 1653 nucleotides. Its product is annotated as ATP-dependent protease La domain-containing protein. NCBI's taxonomy places the organism in Eukaryota, Fungi, Mucoromycota, Mucoromycetes, Mucorales, Mucoraceae. The transcript has a single exon. Bases 57 to 1442 code for a protein of 461 amino acids. The record is from RefSeq and is a predicted model, not a curated record. Gene Ontology annotation, molecular function: metal ion binding.
UUUUUUUUUCCAAUUACUUCAUUACCUUCACUUAUAUUCUUUACUUCACACUCACAAUGACUGACAGAUUCAAUUUUACACAAUCACUUACAUGUGUUGCCUGUGGUGACAUUUUAGCCGACCCUAUUACACUUUCAUGUGGAUAUACCGUUUGCUCUCAUUGUUUCCCAGUAUCCAGCCCUACUUCCGUCAAAAAAUCAGUUUUCCGUUGUCCAGUUCCUCACUGUGAAUCAGCAACUCACCUUUUCGGCCCAGAAUUAUUAGCUGAUGUUACAGUUACCGAACUCACCAAUAUCCUUCGCAAAUAUUUACCCAACUGUUCUCUUCCACCAUCACCUUGCAGUGAAAUCGAUACCACUUCUAACUCCACAGACUUGAUUGCCACAUCAGUCAUCCCUCUCUUACAAUGUCAUUCUUGCACAUCACCCGUUGUGGAUCCCAUUACAACACCUUGUGGUCACACUUAUUGCAGACUCUGUAUCUUACAAUCUAAAAUCGAUACUGACCAAUGUAACACUUGUUACCGCCCUCUUCCUAAAUUCAGCAACUUAUUAUCACAAGCCCCCAACCAUUUAAUAUCUCGUCUUGUCAAAGACUUUCAAUUAUCUGGUCUCUUACCUUGCAACACACGCGAAACUGCUUUAUUAGAUUCAGUUCACCUUCAACAAAACAACGUGCCUUUAUUUAUCUCUGGUAAAGUCAUCUUACCAGGUCAAAGCUUCAGAUUACCUAUUUAUGCUCCCAACCACUUGCGCAUGUUCCGCGACUCUCUUAUUCCCUCUAGCAGAUACAACGGUCUCUGUUUAGCUGCUGUUCAUCGUAGCAGACCUCAAGUUGCACAAUUCGGUACUAUUCUUCAAAUCAUUGGUGUUGAGCAUCACAACGAUGCUAUCAUUAUCGAUGUUGUUGGUGUAGAUCGUUUCAAGCUCGAUACUCAUCAAGAAGAGGAUGAAACCACACUUGUAGCCAACUUUGAGAUUUUACAUGAAGCUUCUAUUCGCCAACUUAGUAUCGAAAUCCCCAACUCACCUUCAGCCGAUGAUCACUUGGGUCUUCAAAAGCAACACGAACAAGUCUCACAAUACGCUGUUGAUUUAGCCGAUACCGUUUUACGCUUCAUCCAACAUUUAAGCCAACAAUCCACCAUGCCUGCUGGCGUUCUUCAUACCCAAACUGCCGGACUUUUGGGUCCUCUUUGGUUCGAAAGCAUGAAGGCACUCCAUGGCCCCAUGCCAUCCAAGCUCAACCCUACUGCUGUUUGCUGGUGGGCAGCAGUUGUCUUGCCAGUUGCUCAUACCGACUUAUACCUUCUCUUGCGUACGAUUCCCAUUAUUGACCGUCUUGAACUUGUUAUUUCAUGGAUGCAAAACCUUCAAUCCCAAUGGGAAAGAUGUCGUAGCAGUGCUAUUCAUGCCUUCUCUCAAGUUCCUCAACAAUUGUAAAAUCAUUCCUUGUAUACCCUCAUUUGUAUUACCACAUCCCUUUUUUCUAAAAUACCCCACAUCCCCCCUUCUAUACAUACAAAACAUUUUUUUUCCUCAACCUAUUGAACAUACUACUAUUAUCUCCCUUCCUUACUUAAUUAUUGCUAUAAAACGAACAAACUUAAAAAUAAAUUUUAUGCAUCAUGUACUAUAUGACUAAAAAAAAAAA